Messenger RNA from Funneliformis mosseae, 1491 nucleotides. Lineage: Eukaryota; Fungi; Glomeromycota; Glomeromycetes; Glomerales; Glomeraceae. The record is from the annotation of a GenBank genome assembly.
AUGUUAGAAAUUAGAAAUAUCUUAUUAAUCGGAAAUGCGGGUAAAGGAAAGUCUACCCUAGCAAAUGUUAUUUCCGGAACUAAUGAAUUUGAGGAAAAUACACAUCGUAUUCGAGGUACUAGCGAAGCAAAGUCCAUAGAGUUUGAUCACAGAGGGUUAAGAUACCGUGUCAUUGAUACCGUAGGAAUUGGAGAUUCUAUCAGGCCAACAGGAGAUAUAAUAAGUAAAUUGGGAGACAAAGCUGAUGUGGUUAGUGAAGGUUUAAAUCAAAUAUUAUUUGUAACUAAUGGUCGCUUUACCAAGGAGGAAGUUGAAGCUUUUAAUUUACUAAGCAAAGCUAUAUUUGAUGAUCAAGUAACUUAUUACACUACUAUUGUCUGCACUAGUUUUUCUAGAUUUGAAGAUGAGGCUGCAUGUGAAGAGGAUCUUCGAACGUUUCGAGAGGAAAUCUCAAAACUUUCGAAAUCGCUUGCUUCGUCUGCGACUAUUUACGUGGAUAAUCCUCCAUUGCAAGGUCGUUAUAAGACAAUAGCAAAAGGUUCACGAGAUGCAUCUCGCAGGAUCUUGUUAGAGCACUUGAAAACCUGUCAACAAGUCUACAAUCCCGAAAUGCUUUCUAAAUUUAGUAAAAUGAUCGAUGAAUUUAACUCAAUUGUCCAAGAAACGAUCGAGGCAAUGAACGUUAUUGAUUAUCAGUUUAAUAACAACGCAAACCAUGUAGGAGAAUUCAUCUUUGAACGGGAAAAUAUAGUCGAAAUGAUUGAAAAGCGUAGAGAAUUAGUAAAAGAACAAAUGAAAGACCGAUUUACAGCUAGUACUUUAAGUCAUGCUGCUAUAUUAAGUGGUAAAGCUUUGGCGAUCUCGGGAAUAUGGUUCCCACCUGCUUUGGUGCCAGGUGCUGUUAUAUCGCUUAGUGGUUGGCUGAGUGCCGCUGGUACUGAAUCUGUUGCAAUAAUUAAGGAAAAUGAAGUGUACAAAUUCUUCGAAGAAAGCCUUGUGAGAGACAAAGAAAAACGUGAAUUAUUAGAACUCUCACAAAUAGAGUUAAAAGAAUCCAUUUGCAAAUUAAACGAAAUCCGUCCUCGCUUCAAGAGUUCAGAAUACAAAAAACAGAACUUGGACAAAAAAAGAAUUGACAUAAUUAAGUCUGUGCUGAGUAGUUUUCUGGGAGAAGAAGUUGAAACUGAUUUAUCUGAAUUGAAAUUAGACGAUAACGAAAAAACUGGACAUAACACUGGUUUGAAAGCAGUGAGAGCUGCACUGGAAGCUAUUUGUAAGCUUGUGCCGUCUCCUUUAUCGUUUUAUUGUAUUUAUCGGGAUCGAAAGGAAAUUGAAAACCGUACUUCUUUGGAUGAUAUGGAUAAGAUAAUUAAAAGUUGGAGAGAAGAAUUAACAGUUUUAAAAGAAAGAGAACUAUUACUAAACGAAGAAUAUAAGAAAGUUAGGUGGUGUAAAGAGGAAUUAUCAAAAUUAUCAUCAGAUGUUGAUUAA